CACCGCAAUCAUGGACCCCUAUUCCCCAGAAGGAGAGCUCAUCAACAUCCACUCGGCCUUCCACGCCGGGGCCUACCAACAAGUUCUCGAUUUCGACACCUCAUCCUUUUCGGCCUCCAAUGCGCUUCCCGUCCGUGUCCUAAAGCUUCGCAGCCAAAUUGCUCUCGGCCAGGCAGAAUCCGUUUCUAGCGAACUCGCAUCCGAGAAGACACCCGAUCUCGUCGCAGUAAAGUUGCUAGCAGACUACGAACAAGGCAAAGAUGUUCUCAGUCAGGCAAAGAAGUUGGCGGAGCAGAGUGGACAGGAGAACCUGGCUGUGCAGCUUUGUGUGGGCAUAAUCCUGGAGAGGGCAGGAGAGACGGAGGCUGCACUGGAACUCUUGAGCAAGCACCAAGGCAGCUUGGAUGCGGUAGCGCUCAUUGUCCAAAUCCACCUCCAACAGAACCGCACCGAUCUUGCCGCCAAGGAAGCACAGCGCGCACGGAAAUGGGCGCAGGAUAGCCUGCUGGUCAACAUUGCUGAGAGUUGGGUUGGCAUGCGCGAGGGUGGUGAGAAAUACCAGUCGGCGUUCUACGUCUUCGAAGAACUAGCUACAACCGCGCAAUCAACCUCUCCUCACUCUCUCGUCGCGCAAGCAGUGUCAGAACUACAUCUUGGCCGCCUGCCCGAAGCUGAAGCCGCUUUACAACAAGCCAUUUCCAUUGACGGUACCUCUGCCGACACAAUCGCCAACCUCAUUGUCCUCAACACACUUCUAGGCAAGAAGGAUGAAACAGAAAAGAUGAAGACACAACUUCAAUCCGUAGCCCCACAACACCGAGCCAUAGCAGACUGGGCUAGCAAGAAGGAUGAGUUUGCCAAGGCGGCUGCCAAGUACACUCCGCAGUUUGAACCUGUUUCGUAGAAGCGGGAUGGAGGAGUAGAAACGAGAGCGAUAGCUUACGAUUGAUUGAUGAACAACCUGUAGGGAGAUAUCCAAUAGAUGAUAAGCUGGCAAUGUAAACUAGUAAACAUUGGCCGGGUUACUACGAAUGAAGAAUCUAUCUAGUGUAUGGAUAGGCAUGUAUGUGGGGCACAGGGUAUUGAGCCGGUGACAUACAUGGCCAGCGGAGGUUCCUAUGGCGUAGACCUCGUGCCCUCUACAACUCAAAACGACCUCAUCUUUGAUACACCGGCUUUAUACCUACAAGCACGCUACCUCGUAUGGCAAAGCAUUCGGAGAUGCAUUUCGAUCAUCACCUUUAUUUUUCCAGAGUUUUCCCAAUCCCUAUUCCCCGCCCUCCCCGGCAACCUGUCUUUCCGGACGUCACAAAGCACACA
Bipolaris sorokiniana ND90Pr is the source of this 1320-nucleotide messenger RNA. RefSeq lists its product as uncharacterized. The record is from RefSeq and is a predicted model, not a curated record. Gene Ontology annotation, biological process: retrograde vesicle-mediated transport, Golgi to endoplasmic reticulum; endoplasmic reticulum to Golgi vesicle-mediated transport; intra-Golgi vesicle-mediated transport. The transcript is spliced from 4 exons. Gene Ontology annotation, cellular component: COPI vesicle coat. The coding region runs from base 11 to 904 and encodes 297 amino acids. Lineage: Eukaryota; Fungi; Ascomycota; Dothideomycetes; Pleosporales; Pleosporaceae. Gene Ontology annotation, molecular function: structural molecule activity; protein binding.